This is a messenger RNA of Sardina pilchardus (European sardine), 4101 nucleotides long. Its product is annotated as activin receptor type-1C. The record is from RefSeq and is a predicted model, not a curated record. Gene Ontology annotation, molecular function: activin receptor activity, type I; ATP binding. Lineage: Eukaryota; Metazoa; Chordata; Actinopteri; Clupeiformes; Clupeidae. Gene Ontology annotation, cellular component: activin receptor complex; plasma membrane. The transcript has 9 exons. Gene Ontology annotation, biological process: activin receptor signaling pathway; protein phosphorylation; cellular response to growth factor stimulus. Bases 146 to 1624 code for a protein of 492 amino acids.
CAGUUUUCGCUCUGGUUAUUUAGAGUGGAGCAGUGCUGAAAUGUGGGUGAAGGAAUAACAUCGAAGAACACUGCCAUGACUUUUCUGCGAAAAGCCGUGUAGACCGUCUGUGUUGAAGUCAAGCAGAUGUAGACUACCUGCCAUCAUGGGUCGCUUCAGGUACACAGUUGAGGCGACGUUGAUAUUUCUAUCCGUCGCUCAGCUCACCUCAGCGCUGAAGUGUGUGUGUCAGCUGUGUGCCAACAACACCUGCGAGACGGGGGCGGACGGGGCCUGCUGGAACUCCGUCAUGCUCAUCAACGGCAGGGAGGAGGCCGUCAAGUCCUGCCUGUCGCCCUCGGAGAUGAGGGGCCAGGUGUUCUGUUACGGCUCGCGGAACGUCUCCAAGAGGAGCUGCUGCUUCACCGACUUCUGCAACAACGAGACCUUGCACUUGCAUACAGAGAGGCCUGCUGAGGGGUCUGGCUGGGGUCGGUUGGAGCUGGCGGCGGUGAUCCUGGUGCCCUCGUGCCUGCUGUGCGUGGGAAUCCUGCUGGGCGUGUGCGUUCUGCAGGGUCAGCGCUGUGCCCACGCCAGAGGCCGCAAGCAGGACGUGGAAGAGCCGCUGGACGACCAAAGCCUCAUGUCCGCCGAGAAGUGUUUGAAGGACCUGAUUUACGACAUGAGCACCUCCGGAUCAGGUUCAGGUUUGCCGCUGCUGGUUCAGCGGACCAUUGCCCGCACCAUCGUCCUCCAGGAGAGCAUCGGCAAGGGGCGCUUUGGGGAGGUGUGGCGGGGGAAGUGGCGUGGCGAGGAUGUGGCCGUCAAAAUCUUCUCCUCCAGAGACGAGCGCUCCUGGUUCCGCGAGGCCGAGAUCUAUCAGACCAUCAUGCUUCGCCAUGAGAACAUCCUGGGCUUCAUCGCCGCCGACAACAAAGAUAAUGGCUCGUGGACACAGCUGUGGCUGGUGUCUGAGUACCACGAGCACGGCUCCCUGUUCGACUACCUGAACAGGUACACGGUGUCGGUGGAAGCCAUGAUCGUGCUGGCCCUGUCCAUCGCCAGCGGCCUGGCCCAUCUCCACAUGGAGAUCAUUGGCACUCAGGGAAAACCAGCCAUUGCUCACAGAGAUAUCAAGUCCAAAAAUAUCCUGGUGAAGAAGAAUGGCACGGCCGUCAUCGCCGACCUGGGCCUGGCCGUGAAACACGACUCCGGCACCAACACCAUCGACAUCCCAGCCAAUCACCGAGUGGGCACUAAGAGGUACAUGGCGCCUGAGAUACUGGACGACACGAUCAAUAUGAACAGCUUCGAGACGUUCAAGCGGGCGGACAUCUACUCGCUGGGGCUGGUGUUCUGGGAACUGGCCCGGCGCUGCUCGUUUCGAGGAAUCCAUGAAGAUUUCCAGCUGCCUUAUUACGACUUGGUGCCUUCAGAUCCGUCCAUCGAGGACAUGAGGAAGGUGGUGUGUGACCAGAAGCUCCGGCCCAACGUUCCCAACCAGUGGCAGAGCUGUGAGGCGUUGCGAGUGAUGGGUAAAAUCAUCCGAGAGUGCUGGUACGCCAACCCCGCCGCACGACUCACCGCCCUGCGGGUCAAGAAGACCAUCUCUCAGGUGACGGUGGUCAAGGACAUCAAAGACUGAGCAGCCCCCCCGGGUGGGACGAGUUGGCUUUGGUCCGGCCUGAAUCCUCAAAGACACUGCAAGGUGACCCUAACACACCCCCUCCCCACCAACCCUGCACAGACUUCAAUGUAUGCCAAAGAACCCCAGUGUCUAGCAGCGAGGAUCCCCGUCCCACUGUUCUAUAUCCACAACUGAAUGUGAAUCAACAUGAAUGUGUAUUCAAAAACUGUGACUCUACGGAAAAAGAAAGGCUUUUGGAUAUGUGUACAUACUUUGCUACCUCAAGUGUUUUAUUUGUUUGUUUUCUAUUUUUAAAGUGCCAAAUGCUAUGAGUUGCACGUGUACGCUGCUUUAUUGUGCCAUAAAUGUUAUGCUUGGUGUUCAUGCAUACUGAUUGUAAAUGUUACUGAGUAACACUCUUGGCUCAGCUGAAGAGGAGGACUCGGUGUCGUCCUCUCCUUAGAUGGGCAGUCACUUGGUUACUACUGACCAAAGUCUCCACUGGAAGAUUAAUGUGUCUGAAUCUCCCUGUAAACAAUCACAUUAACACUCCUACAUGUACCCAAGGGGCCAAUCAGAUGGUUGUGUUUGUCAUCUAAGUGGUUGUCCUGGAAUAUCCCUUCUGAGAUGUUUCGGACGCUCUUCUCUGUGCCCCCUAGAAACCCAAGAAGCCAAAUAGAGAGAACAAUUUAAGCACAUUUCUGUCCAGAAUCCGUCUUUUAAAUAUUUCUAUCCGGUAGAUCUAUUUUUUAUCUAGCUUUGUGUAGAGGUACAGCUGGCAUCAGAUGUCGCUGAACUCUGGUCUCUCACCAGCUGCUGAUACGAAGAGAAGAUCAGGGAAACAUAUCAGUCAAAGAGAAGCCUAGAGAGUACAGAUGAGUACACACUGUGAGCUGUACUGUGUGUUGGAGAAAGAGAGAGAAAAACAUUCACUCAAUGCCUUCAUCAUGAAGGCUCUGUCUAGUGAAGCCUUACUUCUUCAAACUUGCAAAAAUAUAGAGAUUAUAUGAAUGUCUAUCGAUCUUCAUAGUGAAAUUUAUAAUCCCCAAAGGUUUUAAUGGAUGCACUUUUCUUGUACUGUGUGACACUAAACAAUGUUUAUACAUUUAACUUCAGUGGAAAAUGCUUUACUGGAUGUUUUUAUGUGCAAAUAUAAUUAUGAUCGUAAAAAAAGUGAUUUUAGAGGUCUUAUUAACAAAUCACUAUAAUUGAAGGACUUAUGACAGCACCUUGUUGACAGAUUGAUAGCCGAAACUUUGCAGUUAGCUGUUCAUUAUCUAAGAUGGGAAGUAUAUGUGCUGUGUUAAAACAGUGUUUUGUGUAAACAGUGACUGCUUGAUUGCCUAUGUCAUGAACAGUACUGUCAUUGUCUCAUACAAAGGCUUUAUGGUUAUGCUAUGAUACUCUGAAAGAGGAACAUGAAGUGAAUCUGGUUUUGUAUCUCCCUGUCUGGGGGCCGUGCCAGGUGAGCGCUGAACUGGAAGCAGGCAUCCGUUUGUGUCUGCGGUUACUGGGUUCUUCUUUUUCUGUGCUGCUGCUCGUGUGUGUGUGUGUGUGUGAGUGUGAGACACUCUGGUCUGUUACCACAGGAGGCUGUUUUUAAAGAGAAAAAAAAAGUCAAGCAAGCACUCCUUAGGCUUUCAUAUGUACUCUGUUGUCUUUAGAUUUGGGGUAUAUAUAGAUGAAGAUAUAUAUACUGACCCUAAAAUGCUUUUUAUCUUAACCGUGUCUAGUUGCUAACGUGGCUUAUGAAAACGAAAAGAAUAAUCUUCUUGCACUGUACCACUGUGACACUGACUUGCUCUGCAUGACGCCUAGUGUGAAACACAGUCAGUGGCCUAAUCAUUUGAUGCUUUGUCUUUGGUUCCAAUUCAUGUGUUGACUGUCCAGCGUGUGUCCAUGCAUGCCAAUGUCACAGUGAGCAUGUGUGGCCUGUCCCUCUCUUUGCACAUAGCACUGGAGUCAGAUGCAAAGCAGUAGGCAGAGCUUAACCUCCUGGGGAUCGCCAUUUACAGUAUGGGAAAAUAGGGUCCAAAAGCCCUUUUACACACUGCUGAAGUCUAUGUUUUGGAACAUAGCACAAUGCAUGUGAAGUAUUCUUAGAAUCUCUUGCACAUUAGCUACAUAAUGGCUCACUGAAUGGAGUACAGUACAUAUGAAUGCCUUCAGGUUUGCAAACAGUGUUGUAUGUUACAAUGUCUCUCCUUGGAGGCCCAUUCCAAACAGGAGAUGGUUGCAGUUCUUACCAGGUGCAGCGUUGUCGUUCCUUGCUGAGCCACACCACAAAGAAUGCUUUGGGGAAUUUAUCUCUGUUUUUGUUUUGUUUUAUUUUGUUAUUAUGCUAAAAGCAUGUAAAAUGGGCACUCAUACUCCACGUUAUGCUUUGAGUUCCGAUCUCUGUGUCUUAUUACAACUAGCAGUAUACUUUAUCUCUCAAGAUUGUUCUAUUUAUUGUAUUCAGAUGUAUGUGAACUGUGAAUAAAGUAUUUUUGGUU